GUUUGGGCCUCCUGUGUCUUAUAUUGUUGACCUUCGAUAUUGACACUAGACAUUACUAAUAUUCGUUGGCUUGAUCGUCUCAAUUUGCAGUCAAACACAUUACGUGCAUUUCUAAUAUCUAUGCCAUCUUCGUGCAAAAUUAUCGGUGUAGCUGAACCCGGGAAAAUGGCUGUAUUCGCAGUACGAUAUAUCUUACAAUGAUCACUGAACUAAAUGAAAGAAUACUUCCUUAAGGUUAACUAAGUGUUCCACAAGUCUAAAAGAUGAAACAAGAUAGUGGAUGGGGAUGGCUUAUUUGUUUUGGUGGUUUUAUCAAUACUUUUCUAGCUGCUGCUUUUUAUAWCUGUGGCGGUGUUGUGUUAUCGGCGCUUGUGGACACCUACCACAUCUCAAGAAGCGAAGCAGCGUCAAUAACUACACUUCCUGCAUCCUGCGUCUACCUAUUUGCACCACUGAGCACCUUCAUCUGUAACCAGUACGGCGCGCACACAGCUAUCUUCCUUGGAGCUGUCAUAUCUGCUUUAGGAGCGAUUACAUCAUCCUUUGCCACAAAUGUCACACCACUAUACUUUUCCUACGGUGUUUGCGGAGGAAUUGGAAGUAGCUUGCUUACCUUUCCAAAUUUAAUUAUGGUAUCCAAAUACUUCAAAAGGAAGAUUUCAAUAGCAAAUGGCCUAACAUUAUCCGGGUCUUCAGUGGGUACAUUCAUCUUAUCGCCCGUGAUUCAACAGCUCUUUAGUGAACUGGGACUGAAUAAUGGCUUUCGAGUUAUGGCUUCCUUUUAUCUUAUUAUAUUCAUACCAAUCCUGCUUUUUCGCCAUUUUAACACACACGAAGAAGGUGUGGAGGUGGAGAAACCAAAAUGGCUUAGUACUCAUGUGUUUAGGAAUUGUAACUACAUCGUCUUUUUGUCCGCUAUGUUUCUUUAUCAGCUUGAACACAUGGUUCCUUACAUUCAUUUGGUUCGAUUUGCUGAAGAUACUGGAUCAAGUAAAGUCACAGCAUCACUUCUAAUUAGUAUUAUCGCGGGAUCUUCGCUUGUUGGUCGACUAUUUUGUGGCUGCAUAGCUGACCUUGGCUUCUGUAGCCGACUUCAUAUUCUCCAAAUUGCACUACUUUUCACCGCAGUGGCCACGGUAUUAGUGACACUAGCACAAUCAUUUGCUGGUAUAGCGUUAUACGCAGCAGUGUUUGGAUUCAACGAAGGCAUAUACGUACUGCUGUUUAUGGUCAUUAUACGAGAUAUCGUUGGUAUACAGUAUAUUGCCUUCUCCGUUGGCGUAGCUUAUGGAAUCUUGGGAAUUCCUAAGACCCUUGGUCCUCUUUUAGCAGGAUUUGUUUUCGACUUAACUAGGAGUUAUGCACUCGCUUUUACCUGUGCAAGUGUAUUUGUGUUUUUUUCUUCAAUACUUUUAUCCUUUAUAAACAUUACUAGAUCUUCACAGUUAACUUGCAUUACGAAUUCUAAGACAUUACGAUGCGACGAGGAGAUAGUAACUUGCAAAGAGACAACAGUCUGAUACGUUAAUUUCCAGGAGUGGAUCAAGGACUUUCUUCAGUCGUGUAGUUCCCCCGGGUAGUGGAUUCUCGCUGCAUAAAAUUGUCAUAGCGGAGACACAAAUAGGGUAGUAGUCAAGGGUUUAGCGCAUCAGGUGAGGUGCCCAGCCCUGCACCACUACUAAUUUUAUAUAAAAAAAAAAUAUAGUAGAGAACGCUUAUGUCAUAACAACAACCAAAUGACCGUGUUAUGAUUGAAGGAUACAUUUUUAAGCACUUUACAAGCCUUUAUACAAAUUUUUUGAUCCUGGAUAUUUUCUCGACAGGGCCUGUCCACGCACGUGACAGAGAAUGACCUGAUUAGAGUAUCAUUAAAGUACCUUAUUGUUGGUUUA
Exaiptasia diaphana is the source of this 1892-nucleotide messenger RNA. Its product is annotated as monocarboxylate transporter 14. The coding region runs from base 264 to 1520 and encodes 418 amino acids. The record is from RefSeq and is a predicted model, not a curated record. Gene Ontology annotation, biological process: transmembrane transport. Gene Ontology annotation, molecular function: monocarboxylic acid transmembrane transporter activity. The transcript has 3 exons. Lineage: Eukaryota; Metazoa; Cnidaria; Anthozoa; Actiniaria; Aiptasiidae.